Messenger RNA from Papilio machaon (common yellow swallowtail), 3465 nucleotides. RefSeq lists its product as uncharacterized. The coding region runs from base 1 to 3465 and encodes 1154 amino acids. The record is from RefSeq and is a predicted model, not a curated record. Gene Ontology annotation, biological process: DNA integration. The transcript has 2 exons. Gene Ontology annotation, molecular function: nucleic acid binding. NCBI's taxonomy places the organism in Eukaryota, Metazoa, Arthropoda, Insecta, Lepidoptera, Papilionidae.
AUGACUCAAGUUUUGUUGGCUACUGCUCUUAUCAAGGCACAGACAAGACAAGGCUCAACACAACUGCUAAGAGUGUUAUUGGAUCAAGGAUCCCAGGCAUCAUUCAUAACACAUUCAGCAGUUCAACUUCUUGGUCUUAAAAGAACGCCCACUCGAUCGGUGAUUUCAGGUAUUGGUGGUGAGAGAGGCGUGUUAGCCUCAGAGCAUACAGUCAAUGUGACUAUUCACUCCCAUCUAGAUUCGGAUUUCAGCCUUCAAAUCAACGCUUAUGUUUUAAGCAACAUAACGUCUUUAUUGCCAUCAGUGAAGGUAGUACCGUGGAAAUGGCCUGAGUUAGAAGCCAUUUCUUUAGCAGAUCCAGAGUUCCACACGCCAAACAGGAUAGAUAUCCUGCUUGGUGCCGACGCCUACGCUCAGGUGUUGGGAGAAGGCCUGGUAAAGGGUCCACCCGGUGGACCAAUAGCUCAAAAUACAGCACUAGGCUGGAUUUUAUCAGACAAGAUUUCAUCAACUGGUGACAGCAUCAGUUGCCAUCACGCAGUUAUUAGUUACCCAGACCAGGCAGACGAAAACGCACUACUGAAACAAUUUUGGGAAAUUGAAUCAGUAAUUCCUGGUACACAGAAAAUCCUUUCUGAAGAAGAACUGCGUUGUGAAGAGUUUUAUUCCCAAACGACUCGUCGAGAUGAAGAUGGUCGUUACGUUGUGAAGCUUCCAUUCCGUGAUGAUGAUCCAAAAUGCCAGUAUGAAAAUACUAAGGCGCUGGCACUCAAGAGGUUUCUGCAUCUGGAACAAAAAUUCCAAAGAAAUCCUGAAAUAGCAAAGAGAUAUUCUGAGGUAUUUCAUGAAUACAAAGAGCUUGGUCAUGUAGAGCACGUACCUGAAGAUGAUCGCGAGGUCAAAACUGCAGUUUACUUACCUCACCACGCUGUAAUACGAGAAGACAAAUCUACUACCAAGGUCAGAAUCGUUUUUGAUGCUUCGAUGAAGGGUGCAAAUGGGUCAUCUCUGAAUACCGAUUUGAUGGUAGGUCCCACUCUGCAACCGCCGCUUCGACACAUCCUCAUGAAGUGGAGGAUGCAUCCCAUUAGUCUUUGCUGCGACAUUGUGAAGAUGUAUCGGCAGGUGAAGAUCGCUCCUGAAGAUGCAGAUUUCCAGAGAAUAGUAUGGCGUGAUAGUCCCUCGUCUGAAAUGGAAGAAUACAAGUUAGUGACAGUGACGUUUGGUACUGCUUCAGCACCUUACCUUGCUGUGAAAACACUCCAGCAGAUUGCAGUUGAUGAAGGAGCACGUAGUCCCGAAGUAGCUGAAAAAAUUAAGAAGGAUUAUUACGUAGAUGACUUAAUGAGUGGCUGUCAGACAGUAGAAGAAGGAGUAAAGAUAUACAAGGAUAUGACAGAGAUACUUGCGAAGGGCGGCUUUCAGUUGCAGAAAUGGGUGAGUAGCUGUAAGGAGUUAGAAGAGGAGAUUUCUAGGAAAGGAAGUGAAUGCGGUACGAACAACGAAGAGGAAAGGAGCAUUGAUGGAGGCAUUAAGGAUAUAAGUAUCGAUAAAGUAAUGAAAAUACUUGGUAUUACCUGGGAUCGUAGAAGUGACGAAUUCAAGUAUGCAGUCAAUCUUCCAACCAGUCAAGGACAAAUCACCAAACGAAAGACGGACUCGAGUGUGGUGUUAGCGUGGCUUAGCAGCCAUCCCAGCCGGUGGACUACAUUUGUUGGAAAUAGAGUAUCAACUAUUUUAUCUAAUUUUGAAAACAAUUACUGGGCACAUGUACAGUCUGCAGAAAAUCCUGCAGACCUAGCGUCUAGAGGAAUAACUCCUCAAGAGUUAUCUGAAAGUGUGUUGUGGGCUCAAGGUCCAUCUUGGUUGCUGAAUGACAAGAUUGAAUAUAAAAGGCCAAGGUCGAUUGCUACAAAUUUGGAGAAAAGAUCUGUAAAGACUCAUCUUGUCACAGAAAAUACUCAAGACAUCACAGUAUGGACGAAAUUUUCGAAGUUGAAAAAAUUAUUGAGAGUUAUAGCAUAUUGCAGGAGAGUAUUGAAAUGGAAAGGUAUAGAUAAACAGAAUAACAAGAAAAGAUAUGAGUUGUGUCUUCAGAAUGAAGAAAUAGAAGAAGCAAGAAAGGUUUGUAUACGACAUGUACAGAAUCAACAAUUUAAAGAAGAAAUCAUUGAUUUAAAAAGAAUUGGAAGAGUUAAGGAAAAAAGCAAACUCAAAUGUCUGUGUCCAUUCAUAGACAAGGAUGGAAUUUUGCGCGUCAGUGGUCGCAUAGAAAACGCUCAGGUAGAAAUGAGUGCCAAACACCCAAUUAUUCUGCCUCGUACUCAUCAUUUUACUAAUCUUGUGAUUGAUGAAGCUCACCAGAAGACCCUACACGGCGGUCCAACUUUAAUGUUGUGCCAUUUGCGCUCUCAGUUUUGGAUUAUUUCAGCCAAAUCGUUAGUAAAGGCUUGGGUUCGCAAUUGCGUAAAAUGUAAGAGAUAUGCUGUAUCUAAUCAAAAUCAACUAAUGGGUCAAUUGCCGCCUUGUAGAAUCACACCAGCGAGACCAUUUAAGCACUGUGGAGUCGAUUUUGCUGGCCCAAUAAACAUCAGAGUGUCCAAGGGAAGAGGACAUCACUCAUACAAGGGAUACAUUUGUGUCUUUGUAUGUAUGGUCACCAAGGCAAUUCACUUGGAGGCCAUCAGCGAUUUGAUUGCCCAAGGUUUUAUUGCUGGUUUCAAGCGUUUUGUGGCUAGGAGAGGUUUGGUGAGUGACAUGUGGAGUGACAAUGGAACCAAUUUUGUUGGGGCUGCCAAGGAACUCCAACACUUGGUUGAAGCAGAGAAGUCUUCCGUGGCAGUCGAGAUCAGGCAAUGGUUAGGAAACAACGGAACUUCCUGGCAUUUUAUACCCCCUCAUGCACCAAACUUCGGGGGCUUGUGGGAGGCCGGUGUUAAGGCAACAAAGGGCCAUUUGAAACGUGUCUAUGGAGAUUCGACACUAACAUUCGAGGAAAUUUCAACAGUCCUAGCGCAAAUUGAGGCUUGUUUAAACUCUAGACCGUUGUCGAUGCUGUCUGACGAUCCUAAAGACCCAACGCCACAAACUCCUGGACAUUUUUUGAUCGGAGAACCUCUCUUGACGGUUCCCGAUCGCAGUUAUGAAGACGCGAAGAUCAGUAGCUUAAGACGAUGGCAGGUUACUCAACGAAUGAUCCAGCAGUUUUGGAAACGUUGGUCGUCUGAAUAUUUGACACAUUUGUCACAAAGGUACAAGUGGACCAAACAUACACCUGAACCUAAAAUUGGUGACAUUGUUUUAGUCAAGGAGAACGGUUUACCUCCUGCUCGAUGGUUGUUGGGACGAGUUGUUACCAAAUAUCCUGGUGAUGACCAAAUUACACGUGUAGUGGCUCUCAAAUGCAAUGGUUCUAUCAUUAAGCGGCCUACAUCAAAUUUGAUAGUGUUACCUGUUGCACAAUAA